Messenger RNA from Diutina rugosa, 1515 nucleotides. RefSeq lists its product as uncharacterized. NCBI's taxonomy places the organism in Eukaryota, Fungi, Ascomycota, Pichiomycetes, Serinales, Debaryomycetaceae. The record is from RefSeq and is a predicted model, not a curated record. Bases 1 to 1515 code for a protein of 504 amino acids. The transcript has a single exon.
AUGGAGAAGGACAGCACCAUUGGAAAUGAGGGUACUAUCCAGGACGCGAGCGCCAUGGAUAUCGAUGACGAGGUCCGCUCCCAUGAAGAAGAAUUGGCUGAAAUGGUAAUCAAUGGUGACGACCUCCCUGACAGACAGCAGAUUGGCAAAGAAAAGCUUGAACGGGUGAUAGCAAUCCUUAUUGACAAGUCUGUUCCCAACGACUGGCGCUCAAUGGCUGUCGCAUACGACUACACCUUUGAUGACGCUAUACGUCUUCAUGAGUCGUAUGUUAAUUGCAUCGAUGUCAUCAAUAACCUUGAUGACCUUUUCGAGGAGAUUUGCAAAGUUGGUGAUCCCUUGAUUCUGACCCAGCGCUGUUUCCAAAUUCUUUUAAAUCGAAUUCUGUACUUAUCCGGAAUUCUGGUGCGUCGCUCGAUGCAAGCGGCCGUCAACAAAUUAAUCAAGUGCAAGUCGAUGGAGGCGCUCAAAGCGUGGUUUCAUGAAGACUUGUACAAUCCGAAAGCGAUCAUGACCAUUGCCUACGCCUUGGUACACAAACUGCCCAAGGUGUACCUGUUUGGGACCGCUUGCGACAUGAUUGCCAUCACUCCUUUCUGUACGGGGCUCGGUGGAGUGUACCCGCUCAUUGCAGGCAAGUUCGACCUCCCCUCGUGUAUCAAAAUUCAUAUCGUGUUGUUUGAAGAUUUGAGACACCAGCCCCACUGGUAUCAACCAGGCCCACUGGCGGUGCCAUUAGAUCAUCUUAGGGAUCUAUAUCACAACGCCAUAGAAGUGGAUAAUGGCUUCAAGAUAAAGUCUGUAUAUGGCCGCCCGACACAACUAGACCCCAAAAUCGAGGCCAUCUUCUCACGUUAUCGGAAUGGCGUGCAGGUAGACCUUGCCUCCUUGCCUGAACCCCUACAAUUGACGGCCUGGGCUCACCGUUAUGAUGAAGGCAUGAUGGUCUAUGAGUGGAUCGAUGCAGUGUUCAACGAAGCCAUGCCCGUGGCGUCCUUAGUCACCGACUGCAAGAUCAAGACCGUCGCAUUUUUGGUCGAGCGUGAUUGUGGGCUUUGGCAGUGGGGAGAUAGCGUCAACAAUGCGGAAUUGUAUGAGUGUCGGACCCUUCAAGAUUUCCGGAGAUGGUGCUUCCAACACCUCAUCAUGGCGCGGGGGAUCUGGGCGAAGAUGUUCGCUCUACUCACCCCUGGGUUGGAUGACAACCACUCCUCGUUGACCACGAUGUGGCUCAACUGCCUCACGGUGCCGUUUUUGGGGGAGUUUUACUCUUUCUUCUUGGCGCUUGCCACCUUCCACUCAUGGCACGACGGGUCGUUCAAGGCUGAGUACAUCAUCACGGAGUUGAUGGGUACGGUGCAAACUUGGUGGUUACCCUGCGACGAUCUGGAGUUGCCGAUGCUGAUGGAUGCCGUUGUCGAGCGGAUCCAAAGCAUGAACCGGGCGUAUGUAACCUUAGAAGUCCCUCCGCGGAUUACCGAGGCCGAUAUCUUACGCGAACGAGUCACUAAUUAA